Messenger RNA from Rhododendron vialii, 514 nucleotides. RefSeq names its product FCS-Like Zinc finger 6-like. Bases 126 to 500 code for a protein of 124 amino acids. The record is from RefSeq and is a predicted model, not a curated record. The transcript is spliced from 4 exons. Lineage: Eukaryota; Viridiplantae; Streptophyta; Magnoliopsida; Ericales; Ericaceae.
UUGUUGGUCUUGAGGAAUAGAAAUAGCAGAAGUAGACUAGAAAGAGACUAUAGAGAGAAAAUAAGAAGAAGAAGGAGAUCUUAUGCUCUAAAAGACCUCGUCCUCCGAUCAAGAGGACUACGAGUAUGACAGAGUUCACCUUGGAUCUAACUAUUGCCGAGCCCCAGCAGCCGUUGGAUCCUUUAAACGGCGGUCGCAUAGAUCAACGGUUCUUGGCUGCCGCUGCCGUCUCACCUCGGAACCACCGCCGUAACUCUGCUGAUUUCAUCGAGACCGCCCACUUUCUUUGGUCUUGCUUCCUCUGCAAGCGCCGUUUGAUCCCCGGCCGUGACAUUUACAUGUACAGAGGUGAUAGUGCAUUUUGCAGUCUGGAGUGUAGACAACAACAGAUGAUCCAAGACGAGAGGAAAGAGAAGUGCUCCUGGGCAUCCAAGAGACAGGCCCCACUGGCAGCCUCCGAAGGCGGCUCCGCCGAAGGGGAGACCGUCGCAGCCGUCUAGAUUCCGAUUGAUUA